This is a messenger RNA of Homalodisca vitripennis (glassy-winged sharpshooter), 1960 nucleotides long. RefSeq names its product polyprenol reductase-like. Bases 380 to 1303 code for a protein of 307 amino acids. Gene Ontology annotation, cellular component: endoplasmic reticulum. Lineage: Eukaryota; Metazoa; Arthropoda; Insecta; Hemiptera; Cicadellidae. The record is from RefSeq and is a predicted model, not a curated record. The transcript is spliced from 6 exons. Gene Ontology annotation, molecular function: 3-oxo-5-alpha-steroid 4-dehydrogenase activity. Gene Ontology annotation, biological process: dolichol-linked oligosaccharide biosynthetic process; polyprenol catabolic process.
UGGCGUAAAGUUGUGUGAUUUAAAACUGUUAACCUUUUUAUGCAUUUCAGUUAUAUUAAUUAAUCAAUUUGGUUUGAUUACUUAGUUAUAUUUAUGCAAUUAUAUUAAUACUUGAUUGAUUUAUUAAUUUUAAAUGUAUAACUUGAAUGCAUUACACUUACUAGUUUUAUGCUAUAAAUCAGAAUCAGUCACAUAACCUAGGAUUCUAUGUUUUAUAUCAAAAUGAAGGUGAGAAGUAGGUAAUGGAAAGUGAAAGUGAAGUGCUUUCUCCUGAUGCACGGCAAUUGAGAAAGCUAGUCAUUUGACAGAUAGUGUUCACUUUAUACCAAUGUGUAUGUUGGUAACUUUAGCUUAUAUAUAACAUAAAGUUAGCUCAAGUAUGGAACUAAACUUAUUAAAGAUAGGCUUUACUCUUAUGACUCUGUUUAUUGUUGUCAUUGGAGGGUUUAUUAAUAAUUUUGAGAAAUGUUUACCUACUUUUAUUGCUCAAACAUUCAGGUAUGGAAAAUUCGCUUACAAAGGUGAACCUUCAUCUUUGAGAUUUAUUAUCUUGGAGGUACCCAAAAGAUGGUUCAAACAUUUCUACAUUUUUUCGUCAAUAUGGUCUACAUAUGCUCUUAUGUUGAUGACCUACGUGUACAUAUUCGGAGGAGACAUGCCUCAUUAUGUAAAUGUGUGUUUGGAUUUCUUAGGAACUUCACAUCGAAGAGCUGGAGUGAGUGCAAUAUCAGCAUUUAUUGCCUUGAUAUUACUGACGCUUCAAAGCUGGAGGCGUUUCUAUGAGACAUUUUUUGUGAGUGUGUUUUCUGACUCGAACAUAAACAUCGCACACUAUAUGGUUGGCUACAUACAUUACUUCGGUGCUGUGGCGGCCGUACUCGUGGAGGCACCUGGUCUCACUCCUCUCUCUAUCGAACACAAAGCUGUCGUCAGCCUGAGUGACAUUCGCUGGACAGAUGCGCUGGGCUCGGCUCUGUUCCUGUGGGCGUUUGUCCACCAGUUCCGAGCUGCUGUCAUUUUAGCCAACCUCAGAAAAAAUAAGAAAGGAGAUGUGGUCAGCAUGAGACACAACAUACCUAGUGGGGACUGGUUUGAACUGGUUUCCUGCCCACACCUGCUCAGUGAGGCCCUCAUGUAUCUAGGGCUGGGCCUGGUGCUGCUGGGCAACUACACUUGGCCCUUCGUCUUCUUCUGGGUCCUGUCCAACCAGAUGGAGACUGCCCUCCUGACUCACUGGUGGUAUUUGUCUCAUUUCAAAGAGUAUCCCAAAGAACGUCAUGCAUUUAUACCUUACGUACUAUAGUUGACUGAUCGUAGUAGUAGCAGAGAGGUCUUCAGUGGGUUACAGUUUAUUUGAUCGGGAAGACUGUAUUCUACAAUGGAGAUAUGUUGAUUGAAUGGUCACUUGUAGCCUAUGUAAUACUAGAUAGAUUGUUCACUGAUAUUGCCAAAGUUAAUUUAAGAAAAAAUGUUUUUUCUCAUAUAAACAUGUAUGCAAAAUUCAACUACAGAUUGAAUAAAAUAGUGCACACAGAACAGUUGAACAGUCUGAUAAACUCUCAUAAUAAAAACGUUUACAAUCAUAUAACUAUUGUAGUCUAUUAAACUUUUGAAAAUGAAUGGUAUCAUCGCCUUUAAAAAAUUAAAUUGGUUCCUUAUACAAAGAUUCAACACCUAAUAUUUUUAUUUAGUCUUAGCCUUUUUGAUAAUUUUUUGAAGUGUUCCUAAGAAAACAAACGCUUAACUUCAAACUUUAAAAUAUAUUAUGCACAAAGAACUGUGAAUUUAUUUUAAUAAUAACGUAUAUAUGUAUAUUUUUAGGAAAAGGAUUUUACAAAUACAAUAAUGAAAAUAACACUGCAAUAUUGAUACACAAGAUAAAUCUGUAAAAUUGUAAUUGAUCUAUUCAAGGCAGUAUGAAUAUUUAUUAUGUUAUUGUUCACUACUUACUAUACUAUUU